Panicum virgatum (switchgrass) is the source of this 2386-nucleotide messenger RNA. RefSeq names its product disease resistance protein Pik-2-like. The transcript has 4 exons. Lineage: Eukaryota; Viridiplantae; Streptophyta; Magnoliopsida; Poales; Poaceae. Bases 138 to 2363 code for a protein of 741 amino acids. Gene Ontology annotation, biological process: defense response to other organism. The record is from RefSeq and is a predicted model, not a curated record. Gene Ontology annotation, molecular function: ADP binding.
CUUAUAAAAAAAUUUCUAAAAUCGGAAAACGACAAAAAAAUUACUAAAAAUAUAAAAGAGUUGCUGUCGGAAAAUCGACCGUACGGACUCCUUCCGUACGGUUGACCAUAAAAUAGCCACACCCCGUCACCACGGCCAUGUCUGCCGUAGUGGCCAAGUGCUACAGCGCUGGCACAUCAAGGGGAAAGAAUGAAGGCACCAAGCAACAACUCCACGAAGAUCUCAAGACGCUUUUGGAGAAAAAGAGUUACUUGGUCUUGAUUGAUGAUGUGUGGUCUGCAAAUAUGCUGGAAAACAUAAUAAACGCACUUCCUGUUAAUGAGGACAGCAGAAUCAUAGUGACGACGCGGUUCCAUUCUGUUGCCACAACGCGAAGGGAAGGCGACAUUCGAAGAGUCACAGGUCUUGAUGACAAGCAAUCCCAGACGUUGUUCGAGCAGGCCUUUGCUGAAUCCAAAGGAAGCAAAGAUGUUACUAUUGUAUGGUCUGAAUUCUCUGCUACAACAGCCAAGACAGAAGACGGUGACGGAAGUGUGCAUUCACCUAGCAGGCAGGGCAGUAAUUCUGUGAACGAAGGAAGCAAAUAUGCCACUGUUCCUAAUGAAGUCUGGAGGAUGUGUGGGGGGCUGCCAUUGGCCAUAGUUACCAUGGCUGGCCAUGUGGCCUGCAACCCGCACAAAUCACUCAAGGUUUGGUCCGACGUUUGCAGCUACCUUUUCCCUGAGUCAGGGCAAGAUCACAGGAAAGAACUUACCCAGGAGGAAGUGGGCAGGAUCAUCAGCUAUUGCUACAAUGAUAUGCCUGCUGAAAUCAAGACAUGCUCCCUGUAUUUGAGCAUAUUCCCCAAGGGUCACAGGAUCAGCAGGAAGCGUCUGACAAGGCGGUGGAUCGCCGAAGGCUUCGUCUGCGAGAAGCAUGGGCUGAGCGUGGAAGAAGUUGCAGAGACAUACUGGAAUAGGGAUGGGGGAGAGGAUGCUCGAUCCGCUGUGGUCAGUCUAAGGAGGAAGAUCAUCCGACCAGUGGAGCACAGCAGCAAUGGCAAGGUGAAGAAAUGCAUUGUUCAUGACAUGGUUCUUGAGCACAUUGUGGCCAAGGCAAGUGAGGAGAACUUCAUCACUGUGGUUGGUGGCAACUGGCUGAUGCAGCCACCUAGCAGCAAGGUCCGUCGGCUGUCCCUCCAGGGCAGUGAUUCCAAGCGUGCCAAGGAUACGGAGAAGAUGAACUUGUCGCAUGUCCGGUCAGUGACCAUGUUUGGAAGUCUGAACAACCAGUUGCCUGCCCAUCUGUUCAAGUAUGGAAUCGUGCAGGUCCUGGAUCUUGAAGGCUGCACCGGUUUCAAAAAGCACCACAUCGUAGAGAUUUGCAGAAUGGUUCUGCUCAAGUAUCUCAGCCUGCGGAGAACCGACACUAAAUGCCUUCCAAACAAGAUCAGAAGGCUUAAGAAUCUUGAGACUCUGGACAUAAGGGAGACGGAUAUUGUUGGGUUGCCUAAUCCCAUAUGCCAGCUUGAACGGCUGGUUAACAUACUUGGUGGUAAUAAACAAACACGGAAGGCAUUGAAGCUUCCUGAAGAGUUGAAGAAGAGAAAGAAGAUGAAGGCUCUGCGCAUACUGUCGGGGAUUGAGAUUUCUGGGGGGUCAGUGGAUCUUCAUCAUUUGACUGAGCUUAGGAAACUUGCAAUCUACAAGCUAAAAACCAUGGGAGGCACUGCAAGUUUCAAGGACUUAAUCUCCUCCAUUGAGUACCUCGGCGGCUACUCUCUGCACACCCUUGUCAUUGAUGAUGAGUCGUCAGAGUUUAUCAAAUCACUAGAUGAUCUGUCGUACCCUCCGAAAUUUCUUAUUGCCCUUGAGUUAUAUGGAAAGAUGGUGAAGCUCCCCAACUGGAUGAAACAACUCAAUGUUCUCAACAAGUUAACCCUCUCAGUAACAGCUCUCCGGACAGAUAACUUGAAGGACCUCAGUAAGCUAGAGGCAUUGUUUUCUCUCACCUUUUCUUUUCGGGCAAAAGAGCAGGAUCGACAGACACUGGCCAUGGUUGCAGAAAACAAGCUGUACUCUAACGGGAAGGUCACAGUCCCAGAGGGAGGAUUCAAGUCUCUUAAGCUAAUGUGCCUCUCUGGUUUUCUCCUGCCAUUACUGAGCUUCUCGAGAGGGGCCAUGCCUGAGCUGGAAAGGCUUGAGCUACGUUACAACAUGCUGGAGGGCCUUUCUGGAGUAGAAAACCUUGCGAAACUCAAGGAGGUGCAUUUCACAUCAGAUGCCAAAGCUGAUGAAGAUACCAUGACCAAAGAUAUAGUAGAAGAGAUGGGGAUUGCACUGAAGAUUAAUGGGAAAAAGUCCAAGAUAAUCGUUCAUCAGUGACAGAAGACGAUCGAAGCCAAACU